Messenger RNA from Humulus lupulus (European hop), 1606 nucleotides. Its product is annotated as 5'-3' exoribonuclease 3-like. Gene Ontology annotation, biological process: nuclear-transcribed mRNA catabolic process. Gene Ontology annotation, cellular component: nucleus. NCBI's taxonomy places the organism in Eukaryota, Viridiplantae, Streptophyta, Magnoliopsida, Rosales, Cannabaceae. The transcript has 2 exons. Gene Ontology annotation, molecular function: RNA binding; 5'-3' RNA exonuclease activity. The record is from RefSeq and is a predicted model, not a curated record. Bases 282 to 716 code for a protein of 144 amino acids.
AAUUUGGAAAGGAUGAAUCACUUUUUAGAAGUCGUGGGAUCUCAUGAAGGUUUAAUCUUGAGAAAAUGUGUCCAGGUACUGAUCAUUGUCAACAGCCUUUGUAUUACUUCUCGUUUAUUUGCACUUUUUUUUAAUCAAUGACGAGUAUCUCUAAAUUGGUGGGUACUAGAUAAUUAGUUUGCGUUUGAGUUGAAGUUACCUUUGUUUGGCUUGUAAAUUGUUGAUUGAAAGUUUCUGUUUUGGAUUUAUUUUCUGUAGAUGGUGUUGCGCCUCGAGCUAAGAUGAACCAGCAAAGGUCACGACAUUUCAAGACUGCUAAGGAUGCAGCUGAGGAGGCUGCUCAGAAAGUGAAGCUUGAGGAUGAUUUAAUGGAAAAUUCUGGUAAACUUGAUUCAAAUGUCAUCACACCCGGGUCUGAACUCAUGGCAUUGCUGUCUUCAGCACUUCACUUUUACAUAUACUUGAGAAUGAAUGGGGAUCCAAAGUGGCAGGGAAUCAAGGUAACUGUCAUGAUCUUACCCAUUUAUUUAAUUCUCUUUUUCUUUAGUGCAUAUCGAUUCUCACUUAUUAACAUGAGGAUUCUGCAAGUCAUUCUUUCGGAGGCCAGCGUACCUGGCGAGGGGGAGCAUAAGAUAAUGUCAUACAUUCAUUUGCAAAGAAACCUGCUUGGAUUUGAUCCAAAUACAAGGCAUUGUCUAUAUGGAUUGGUAAUUUGAUGAUUCCUUUCAUUUAGACUAGAACCGAUUUACUCAAUACAGGAUAUUGAAAGAUGUUAACAUUUGAAUUUGAUUUAGGAUGCAGAUCUUAUCAUGCUUGCACUAGCAUCCCACGAAGUCCAUUUUUCUGUCUUGCGAGAGGUUUGUGAUGAGCAAGUUAUUUUUUUUUGUUCUUUUAUAUAUAUAAGAAGAUUCUUGUAGUUUUCUCAUCAUCAUCAUCCUUUAUUGUUAUUUAUUUAUUUAUUUUUUGUAUAUGUAGGGUGUCAUGAAGAAUAAAUAUGUAAAAUCCAAGGAGAGGAAUGGGAAAAACGUGAAGGGCUUUUCAAAAGAGAAUCUAAAUGACCAUUUCUUGAACCAGAGAUUUCAGGUAAAUUUUCUGCCCCCUGCCAAUAUUUCUAAUUUGAUACUCCCAAAUUUCACAUCUUAAUUUUUUUUAGAUAAUUUGAUUACCACUUUGAAACUUCUAGUGUUAGUCUAAAGCAUUCUUGUAAUCUGAUACUUCAUAUUUGGGUUUACAUGUUUAGAUUUGUGUGUUUUGGCCAUAAGAAUUUCGUAUUAUUUCUAAUAGAUAUUUCCAUCUUCUGUACAAUUUCUCCAUAUUUGGAUCCUUAGGGAGUAUUUAGCAUAUGCUAUGGGAAUCCCAGAUGUUAAAGGAGAUUUGGAGCGCCUAAUUGAUGAUUUUGUUUUGAUGUGUUUGUUUGUGGGGAAUGACUUUCUACCUCACAUUCCCUCGUUGGAAAUAUCUGAGGGUUAUCACUAUAUAAACUUGUGAGUAAAAUAUGGCAAAUUUUUUACUUGUUAUGUUUUUAUUUCUGUUUAAACUAUUCUGCUUUGUAAGUGUUGAUUUGAAAUAGAUUUAAUAAAUAAAUGAUAACAUACUGCAGCUCUUA